Salvelinus namaycush (lake trout) is the source of this 960-nucleotide messenger RNA. RefSeq names its product ADP-ribosylation factor-like protein 3. Gene Ontology annotation, biological process: cilium assembly. Gene Ontology annotation, cellular component: cytoplasm; microtubule cytoskeleton. Gene Ontology annotation, molecular function: GTPase activity; GTP binding. The transcript has 6 exons. Bases 1 to 570 code for a protein of 189 amino acids. Lineage: Eukaryota; Metazoa; Chordata; Actinopteri; Salmoniformes; Salmonidae. The record is from RefSeq and is a predicted model, not a curated record.
AUGGGAGAAGUUCAAAAGGGGUUCUUUUCGGUGCUACAGAAAUUAAAAGGAACCACAGAACAGGAACUUCGGAUAGUCCUCCUGGGUCUAGACAACGCUGGCAAAACAACGCUGCUAAAACAGCUAUCAUCCGAGGAUGUCAACACCAUUACUCCCACACAGGGCUUCAACAUUAAGAGUCUCACGUCUCACGGAAUGAAACUGAACGUGUGGGACAUCGGAGGACAGAGGAAGAUCCGGCCCUUCUGGAAGAAAUAUCUGGAAAACACAGAUUUGUUGAUAUAUGUCAUAGACAGUACAGACAAGAAGCGGUUUGAAGAAACAGGACUGGAACUAUCAGAGCUGAUUGAUGAGGAGAACCUGAAGGGGGUUCCGGUGCUCAUCUUUGCUAACAAGCAGGACUUGGCCACGGCCUCGCCCGCCAGCGAGAUCGCAGAGGGCCUGAACCUGCACACAUACCGCGACCGGGCGUGGCAGAUCCAGGCCUGCUCAGCUGUCUCUGGAGAGGGUGUACAGGACGGCAUGAACUGGAUUUCCAACAACAUUGUAAAUAAGAAGAGAGAUGACUAACCCCUGAAUACCCAACGUGAUGCUUUUUAAACACACUUUUGAGUGUUUCACGUACAUAUGUUGACACCCAAUGCAAUGGUGACAGGUUUUAUAGAUGAAGCCUUCUCUCUGAAGAUGUCCCCAAAACAUUUGAGAGCUUGCUGGCUUUUCAAAUCCAGCCACAAGAAAAUGGAUGGAAGAUUUUGGGUUCACAGAGACCAUCAACAAGAGAAAAAUCACAACUCCCGGUCCCAUUAAGGGUUAUUGCCACUGCUCUGGAAUGAUACUUUCUUUGAUUUAGUCGAUGAAAGAAAAAAACGAUCCUUGAAGAGCACAAGUAAAAACAAGGGACAGAGCGUGUAAUGGGCGAAUAGCCCAGCAACGUUUUGAGUAGAACAUCUCUCUUUAGUU